AUGUCGACUAAACUAGUGACGUUUCAAGGAGCGUUAAAUUUUAGGCAUCGAAUAGUGAUGGCUACAUUGUCUGGUAAGGCCAUCAAGAUUGAGAAAAUCCGCUCAGAUGAUUUGAAUCCAGGUUUAAAGGAUUAUGAAGUUUCAUUUUUACGAUUGAUUGAUGGAGUCACUAAUGGGAGUGUGGUCGAGAUAUCAUAUACAGGUACGACGGUUAUUUACAAACCAGGUAUUAUUGUUGGCGGGUCUUAUACGCAUAACUGCCCGAAUAGUAAGCCUGUUGGGUACUUUGUGGAACCAUUGUUGUACCUUGCUCCAUUUUCCAAGAAGAAGUUUUCUAUAGUAUUUCGUGGUAUGACGUCGUCUCAUGGUGAUGCUGGUGUCGAGACUAUUAAAUGGGGGCUUAUGCCAGUGAUGGAGAAGUUUGGUGUCAGGGAGUGUGCGCUACACACACUGAAGAGAGGAUCACCUCCCAUAGGAGGAGGCGAAGUACAUUUAGUUGUAGAUUCAUUGAUAGCGCAGCCGAUUACGAUGCAUGCAUUAGAAAAGCCUGUCAUAUCGGCAAUUACCGGGGUUGCAUAUUCGACUAGGGUCAGUCCUUCGAUGGUGAACCGGAUGAUAGAUGCUGCAAAAAGUGUAUUGAAGAAAGUGCCAUGUGAGGUAAAUAUAACUGCAGAUGUGUGGAGGGGUGAAAAUUCUGGUAAAAGUCCAGGUUGGGGUUUAACUUUGGUUGGUGAGACUAAGAAAGGUUGGAGAUAUUCUGCGGAAGCGAUUGGCGAUGGUGGUGACGUUCCUGAAGAUAUUGGGACGAAAGUUGCAUAUGAGUUACUCGAAGAGAUAAGUAAGUGUGGCGUUGUGGAUAGAAAUCAGUUACCAUUGGCACUCGUAUACAUGGUUAUUGGGAAGGAAGAUAUUGGUAGACUCAGAAUAUCAAAAGAUCAAAUUGAUGAAAGAUUCAUAAGGCUUAUGAGGGAUAUUAAACAGAUAUUUGGUACAGAAGCUCACCUCAAAUCUGUUGACGAGGUAGAUAGCGACGAUAUGAUCGUUACCAUAAAGGGUAUAGGUUUCACAAACACUAGUAAGAAAAUCGCCUAG
Eremothecium cymbalariae DBVPG#7215 is the source of this 1092-nucleotide messenger RNA. RefSeq names its product rRNA-processing endoribonuclease (gene RCL1). The record is from RefSeq and is a predicted model, not a curated record. Gene Ontology annotation, biological process: endonucleolytic cleavage of tricistronic rRNA transcript (SSU-rRNA, 5.8S rRNA, LSU-rRNA); ribosome biogenesis. The coding region runs from base 1 to 1092 and encodes 363 amino acids. The transcript has a single exon. Gene Ontology annotation, molecular function: RNA endonuclease activity. Gene Ontology annotation, cellular component: nucleolus. Lineage: Eukaryota; Fungi; Ascomycota; Saccharomycetes; Saccharomycetales; Saccharomycetaceae.